GCCUGCAUUUCAACUCUGCCAAGGCCGGUCCCAAGCCCGGCUGAAAAAGGAGGAGGGUUAAGGUUAAGAAGUAAUCUUAUCUUGUAAAACAUGCUUUGCUGGAUUGCUUAAAUACCAAAAGAUACAAUGUAGGCCAAUUUAAAUUCUCCAACAGACACUGAACUUUUGGAAAAGGUAAAUUGUGCUUCUUUUUAAUAUAUUUUUUUUAAUAAAUUAAUAUUUUUGCAACUUACAAAUGUAUUUUACAGACGCAAAUUAAUUAUACCUGAACAAAAUAUAUUCAACUCAAUAAAAUUUCAAAAAAGGAUAAUUAGAAUUUAGUAUGUAAUAGUGAUUUGUCAGCCAUUUGUUGCAUCAACAUUAAUUAACCAAAAUCCAAUGUUAUGAGAGCAUCAUAUUCAUUGCAUGCUAAAAAAUAGUUUAAACAUUCUUUUUUUCAUUCUUUUAGUUAACAUGUUAAAUAAUAUGUGUAAUCUGAGUGGCAAAGGGACUAUUUUUUGCCUCUCCCAUGAUGUCCUUGAUGCUGUGUAAAUUCAAAACUAUUCAUUCUCCAUAGCAAUCAACAUGUCUACAGGUGACAAGGUACACUGCCAUUUAUUCAGAGGGAUGCAUUACUUUUUCUUUAAGUCAAGGAUUCCUUACAGAGUAAACUUUUAAGUUCUUUUUCUCCUCAUUAUAAUAGUUAUCAAAGGUACCAGGCUUAUAAUUUAAUACGCCAGACGCGCUUUUCGUCUACAUAAGACUCAUCAGUGACGCUCAGAUCAAAAUAGUUAUAAAGCCAAACAAGUACAAAGUUGAAGAGCAUUGAGGACCCAAAAUUCCAAAAAGUUAUAGUGGCAUGUUUUUGCACAGUUCUGACAAAAUAAAUACUGUGUUGUGACUGAAUACUGAACAUUAUGAAGGUCUUUCAGACAUUACAUAUCAAUUAAUGAAAGGUUAUUAUGGCUCACAAAAUUGAACAAGUCUCAGACAUUGUAAACCCUUGUACUUGUUCUUGAAUAUAGGUAAAAUAUUUUUGUCUGAUGAAUAUGUCUCACUAUAUCAAUAAUGUCCCAAGAAAAUACAAAUUUCCUGUAAUAAAAUUUUCCAAACCAUAUUCUUAACCAGAAACUUAGUAUGGUACCUUACACUGUCAAAAGUGCUGUUGAACUUUGAAUCUAAAUUAUAUUUGGUAAAAUUUUCACACAAAAGUUCAACAAAGCUUUCUAUUUGAGUAUUCAAUUUUGAAGUAGCAGUCCAUUUGUUUAAGGGGUCUUGUAAUUAAUAAUAAAAGAAGAUUUAAACAUUCAAAUUAAUCAAUCACAUCAGAUGAGUUUACCAACUCAAUCAUACCUUAGUGUCAGGUGGGAAUAGGGAUAUUAAAUCUGAUGCCCUGUGUAGGGUGAGUGCCACGCUCUCUGCACGUUAAAGAACCCUUGCAACAACUCUCUGAGGGGUCUUUAGGUGGCCUGUUGCAAGGCAAAAUUUCUGACCCUACCCAAAAUACCUUAAUUUUCCAGUGGCAGUCAAAAUUUCCUCCCUUCAUCCUGGUCAACCUUCCUAGCCAAACCUGCAUAUUAUAUUAAUUGUAAAUUUUUUCUCGUUCUGAAUAUGCAUGAAAUAUUUAUCACAAGACCUUAAGUAAAAAAAAAAUCAGUCAUAAUUUCCAUUUUGGUAAAUUAUGAUGUGUUUCUAUGUUUAUUUACCUACCUAAAACAGAUUUAUUGAAAACAAAAAACAUGCUAAAACAAUUGAAAAUAUGUUACCCCUAUAAAGAUUGGAUGCACGAUAUUAUGUCUAAUAUUCUGCUCCAUUAUGCUGGACGAGAAACACAUUCAAAACCAAAAAGGAUAUGGAAAGAAAAACCUGAGCACUGGCCACUAAAUAAACCAUUUUAUGACCCAAAAAACAAAUCACGAGAUGAACACGGAAAGUCUAUAUCAGAUGAAGACCUCUUGAAAAGUUUGCUUGAUUGCUGCAAGCACAAAAAUGUACAAAUCAACUUCCUAUACCAGAAAGAGGUAGACGCUUGGCAUGAAAAAAGACGUGAACUGCUUUAUAAGUUGUAUAUAUUCCGUAGGAAUACAGAGAAAAUCAAAUUAGCCAUUCAAAACAUACUGUUUUGUAAAGAUUUUGAAGAAAUAAAAGCAGCUUUGAAAAAUAUUAAUGUUAGUCUUACUAUAGAUAAAAUAGAAAUAGACUUUAUCAAGAUCCGGUGCAAAGGACAAUCUGAACUAGUAACUGAAAUAACACGCAACCUUGCCACAAUACUAUGUAAAAUUAUUAAAGGAAAAGAUCCUGAAGCGAAAUAUGAUGGUAUUUGGAAAUCUCCACCGGAAAACUGGCCUUCAGCAGUUCCGUUUUAUAGUCCACACAACAGAGGAAAAUGCAAACAGACCGGCUCAGAUCAGGAGCUUGUUUCAACUCUCAUUCAAAAUCCAAAAGCCAUAAUUCCUCUGAAAUAUCAGUCUCUAGUUACAGCUUUUCAGAAAGUUGUAAAUGCAAAUAAUUCCAGGGAAGCAAAAAAGCAUAAAGAAACAAUGUGUAGAAUUUAUACCAUUCAGAAUAAUAUAUCAAUUAUUGACAAUGCACUGAAGACUAUGCAUGAACAUGGCCUAUUCACACUGAAUAUACACAGCGUUUUAAACCAAUGGUGGACAAAACAAACUCUUGAUAGUCAAAGUGAUUAUUUCUUGAAGAAUUCAGCAGUAAUUUCAGACAAUAGACAAGCUAUUCAAAUACACAUUACAGAGACAUCUUUCAAAAUUGGCUUCCAAGCAAAUAAUCAGGAGGAUACUACAAAGUCACUUGUAUUGUACAACAUUUCUUCUCAAACACAAAAAUCUAGUUCACAAAUAAUCUGCAGCAGUUCAUCAAAAUGUCCUUUGAUCAAUGAUCAGGAAAAAGUUAAUAAUGAUAGUGUAUUUCCAAGCUGUUCAGAAGGCAGAGAUUAUGAACAUUCUCAAGAUCAGGAAACUUUAUCGAAAGAAAAAUCUAAAAACUGUAAAACACCAGAACCCAGAUAUCAUCUUAGUGAAUACAAGGGGAGCAGCAAAGAUGAACCAGUCACUGCUAUUGAUAAUGAUGCUACAUCUCAGACAAUGGGAAAAAAAAGAAAACAUCCUCAAGAUGAAGAGCUGCAGUCUGGUAUAAAAAGACCAACAUUAUCAGCUGACAAAAAUUAUAACACAAAGACUGACGAAAUUAUAGAAACACAGCAAUCAGAGCAACCAUUGGUAGGAAACCUAGUGAAUGAUAACGAUGAAUCACACAACCCUUAUUUAGGAAUAACAGAUUCUGAAUUACAUGAUUUAUUAACUAGUAUAUCAACUUUUUCGCCGGAGGCCAACCUCAACAUAUUGUCUAAUGAAGACAAUUGUUUUAGUGAUCAUCAGCUAGAAUUAAUAUUAACAGACAUGGUUGAAUAUGAAUCAGGCAAGAACUCAAAUACCGAAGAACUUUUAUCAAGAGGUCAUGACAUCAAAUGAUUUGUACAUACAUGUAUUAUAAUAUAUAUUUUUUAUGAUUAUUUUUCUUUAGGUUUUAAAUAGAGAAUUUUACUGAUAACACCUAAAAUAACUAAAUUAUCCUGCAGAUUUUUCAAUCAUUAACUUUUUUGGAAUUUUGGUAAUCAAGUCAUCAAAUUAACUUUAAAUGUCUCCUUGAAAGAUUUAUAUUGCUCUCCUUAAUAAUGGUGCUCUAUAAAAACAUUUUCAUUAUAACCAAUACAACACUAAAAAAAAGAAGGCAUUUAAUGUGUUAAAAAAAACUCAAUAAGAUAUGAAGAAAUCAAACACAAUCAUAAAACAAGCUCUAGGAAAAAAAAAGACGAAAAGACAAAUAAAGGUACACUAAACAUUACUCUGAAAACUGUAGACCCCAUCAAAAAGUGGUACUCAGGUACAUUUUGUCCUUAAGAAGGUUAAGCAACUCCUGCUAGUGGUAAUCAACAUGCUGCUUUUAUACAGUAAACAUUUGUAAAUGAUACCCUUAAUUUUAUUUCCUUAAACAUUCAACGUUUGUUGGUGUGGUUCAUAGGUGUUUUUCAUUUCUCGUUUUUUUAUAUAGAUUAGACCGUUGGUUUUCCUGUUUGAAUUGUUUUACACUAGUUAUUUUUGGGCCAUUUAUAGCUUGCUGUUCACUGUGAGCCAAGUCUCCGUGUUGAAGGCCAUACUUUGUCCUAUAAUUGUUAACUUUUUAUACAUUGUGACUUGGAUGAAGAGUUGUCUCAUACCACAUCUUCUUACUUAAAAUUACAGUAUUCUACAGAAUAAUUUUUUUAGAAUUUGACAUGUCAAAUUUACCCAGAAAGAAUAAGUUAUUUGUUAAACUAUUGCAGGAUACGAAAACAAAUGUUGCCAAAGAAUAAUGCUAUCUGUGCUUAGAGAGAACACAUGACUAGAAAAAUGACAUUUCAACGAAUUUUAAACCUCGCGCAGAUAGCUUAAUUCUAGUGCAAAUAAUUUGUAGUAUGUUUCUUGACAGGGCAGAAACAUGAAGAUAAUAAAUUCUCUAUUCAAAACCAUCACCAGUGCUUAAAUUGUUAUUUCUGUUCCCUCUAGUGUUAUCAAUUAUAGGCCAUUCAAAAAAAUAUUAGUUUCUUUAGGAAAACUCAAAAACUUUCAACAGAAAGUGAUAAUGUUAAGCAAUUUUUUUUUUAAUUUUUAUUUUUUAUUAAUAGUAAAGGUUAGACUCAAACUGAACAAAAUAUAAAAAAAACAUUCUUUAUUUACUGCCUGUCACAUGUACUUAUGUCAUGCAAAUCAUACAUGUUUCAAACAAAAUUUUAUAUGCAUGCAUAUACACAAUGUACUUAGAUAUUGCCCAAUAAUAUUAAAACUUUUAUUCAUCUUUAUUUUAAACAACUGAGAAUUAUUACAAAAGCAAUGAAAUGAAAAUUCAAAUUCAAAAUGCUAAAGAAACAAACAUUUUUUUGAAUGGCCUUAUUAAUACAAACAUACAUGCACUUGGCUACUGGAUCUUCCUUUUGGUUUUCUUUUUCAUCAAAGCUGAUUUUGGCAUGCAAAUAAUUAUACCUGCAUGAGAAUAUAUCUACCUAGAUGACUUGGCCACAAAGUCCAUACAUCACUUUUAAAAAAGUCUUCUUUUACACAUUCUUGAACAGGGGAGGCUGAAUAUUUUUUCAUGAAGCUUUGAUAAUGUAAGAAAACAGAUGGAGGGUCCAGUAGUGAACUGCUUGUGUCUUAAUACUUAGCACAUUGUGCAAGUAUUCAUAUAUUCAUGUAUUUAUGUAUUGUAAUAAAUGAUAUUUUAAUGUU
Messenger RNA from Mytilus californianus (California mussel), 5258 nucleotides. RefSeq lists its product as uncharacterized. Lineage: Eukaryota; Metazoa; Mollusca; Bivalvia; Mytilida; Mytilidae. The record is from RefSeq and is a predicted model, not a curated record. Bases 1674 to 3467 code for a protein of 597 amino acids. The transcript has 3 exons.